Molecule: messenger RNA, 3387 nt
Organism: Penicillium lagena
Lineage: Eukaryota; Fungi; Ascomycota; Eurotiomycetes; Eurotiales; Aspergillaceae
Product: SMP domain-containing protein
Exons: 6
Coding region: 1-3387 (1128 amino acids)
Molecular function (GO): lipid binding
Source: RefSeq, a predicted model, not a curated record
AUGGACGAGAAGGAUGAAGCCGACAAAGGCAGAUUUCAGAAUGAGCGUGGACUACCUUAUGGCCCAAAACCCAUACACCAGAACCAGGCGAUGUUUGAUACAUCUCAAGAUGGCGAGCUGGAGCAAAGCGAGACAGAAAUUCGCCAAGGACGGGGGCAUGGAGUGAACGUGUCGCAUGCUCCAUCGUGCGAACAAGAUCAAAAACAUAAACACGACGACACAAAUCAUGGGAAGCAGGACGAUGGGGAACGAGAAGUCACCGAUCCUGUUACACAUCUUCCAGUGAUGAUACAUGACUUUACAAGCCAGGAACUCAAAAACGCUCUUGAGAAUAUACCCCUAACUGGUAGCCAACAGCUGCGAUCGAGUAAAGUUGGAGGGAAGAGCAAGAUCCAGUCACAUAAAACGACGGAGGGCGAAGAAGCGCAUGCUGGUAUGGAGAGACUAUUUGCUCCAGGCGACGAGUAUGCGAAAACUGAGUUGAUCAGGACAUUCCGAUUCGCUGUCAACGUCGGAAUAGGAGUUAUUCUCUUGAUCAUGGCACUGAUUCCUUUUUUUGUACAUCUCUUCGACCUCAGCAAAGAGUUAUCGAGUUCUGAUAAGGUCAGUCGAAGACCAUGGGCUGAUGCCGUGUUGGCGACAAUUAUUUUGGAAGCAGUUGUGCUCGUCUUCGGGGUCUGGAGUUUUCGUCGUUGGGUAGAAAACAAACUUGAUGGCUUCUGGGUGGACCAGGCUUGGAAAGGCGAAGGGCAGAGUGAAAGGGAGAAAGCAGAUGCCAAUACACCUGAGUCGACACAAUGGCUCAAUUCUCUCCUGGCGUCAAUAUGGCCACUGGUCAAUCCGGAGCUUUUCGCUAGCUUGGCAGAUACUCUCGAGGAUUCCAUGCAAGCCAGCCUACCGAAACUGGUAAAUAUGAUAAACGUUGAAGACCUAGGUCAAGGAAGCGAAGCACCUCGCAUCUUGGGGGUACGAUGGCUUCCAUCUGAUGCAACUGGCUGCUCGGUCUCGGGCAGUGGGAAGCUUCACGGAGGAGGCGACUCCCAAGGAAGCACGGAAUAUGAAGAUAGCAACAGUCAGCAGGAGAACCAAAAGCCCAGCCAGUACACCAACGACGGGCCUCAAAAGGAGCAAGAACAGAACCUUAUGAAAGUCGUGGAAGCCGAGGAAGGAGACUUUGUCAGUCUCGAGAUUGCCUUUGCGUACAGAGCGAGGCCUGCAGGAAGAAAAUUGAGUACGAUGGCUAAGAAUGCUCACCUUUUUCUGGCCAUUUAUUUACCGACAGGUAUACGUCUUCCCAUCUGGGUUGAAAUACGGGGCAUCGUUGGGAUGCUCCGCCUCCGACUCCAACUCACACCCGAUCCUCCCUUCCUCGCUCAAAGUACUUUUACUUUAAUGGGACAACCAAAGGUCGACCUAUCUUGCAUGCCCGUGUUCAAGCAUGGGCUUAACAUCAUGAAUCUCCCGAUUAUUUCCAGCUUCAUUCAGACUUCGGUAGACACCGCAAUAGCCGACUAUGUCGCUCCCAAGAGCUUGACGCUAGAUCUCAAGGACAUCAUCAUGGCUGAGGACUUCAAGAAAGACACAAGCGCUCAUGGUGUGGUUGUCGUUCGGAUCAAACGAGCCACAGGAUUCAAGGGAAGUGCUACAGGCUUGUUUAGACUGAAGAAAGGGUCUGUGGAUCCGUAUGUCUCCCUCAGCUGGACCAAGUUUGGAAAGUCUGCGUGGGCGACCAGGGUGAUUGUAUCGGAAAUGGAGCCGAUCUGGGACGAGACUGGCUUUAUUAUCAUCGGCCCCAAGGAACUGAAUGCACAGGAAAGACUUAGAGUGCAGUUAUGGGACGCCAACCAGACUGCAGCUAACAAUGAUCUCGGCUUUAUAGAUAUUGGGCUCAACGAGGUCAUGCAAACCCCCCGCACGAAUGGAAAGAUGUGGGAUCGACGAGACGCGUUGCACAAACCCAGCACCGAAAGGGAUAUACCAUGCAUUCUGGAUUGGAGCGUGGGAUAUUUUUCUAAAAGAAGAAUUUCACCAACUCAGAUUGCCUCACAGACCGAUCAUCAGGGUGUUAAAAACGUCGAUUAUAUCAAGGACAAGACAGUAGAAGGGGCACCAAAGAAGCUUCCAAAAGCAAGCAGAGACGAAUCUCAUGAGAUUCAACAACAGAAAGUGCAAGACCUCAAGGCCAAAGAAGAUGAGAUAUUCAUCUCAUCUCCACCCUCCCCUGAUUAUUACAGCGGCAUAUUUGCAAUUCAGAUUCAUCAGAUCCUUGGUCUUGGAUUUAAAAAAGUGAAGAGGAACCAAGGGGACGGCGUUGGUGAAGACGAUGACCAAGCAGAAGGUGAUGACCUGCUCAGCAGCUAUUGCACCGUUAUAUUGAAUCACCAGAAAAUCUUCAAGACACGGACGAAACCUAAAAGUGCAAAACCAUCUUUUAACGUUGGAGCAGAAAGAUUCAUCCGCGACUGGCGGACAGCAGAGGUGAUACUUUCAGUGCGUGAUCUUCGGAUGCAUGAACACGACCCUUUGGUCGGAAUUGUUGUCUUGCCGCUUGCAGAGAUCUUCAAGCAAAGAUCUCAAAUCAAUGAUUAUUUCUCAUUAUCCGGCGGUAUUGGGCGUGGUCGCGUUCGUAUCUCGAUGGUGUUUCGGUCGAUACAGUUACAAGUACCUAGAGAACUCCUAGGUUGGGAAUACGGCACUCUCCAGAUUACGUCCGAUAUUAACUCAAAUGACUUGCCCAACCAUUAUAAGGGACUUGGAUUGAAACUGCAUACUUCAUUUCAGAGCGACCGAAUGAGGGUACAGCUUAAUUGCUGGAGUGGUCGUCAAGGUCAGCCAGUUGAACUGGCGGUACAGCGUCGUUACUGCUCCAGUCUUGUUAUUCAGUUUGUGGAAAACAUUCAUAUCCACCAUCAUAUUCCAGCAUUUGCUAUUCUGUGGCUCAAAGACAUACCCGAUGAUGAGGAGAAGACGGUGACCUUGCCAGUGUGGAAAGGUGACCUCAAGCGAGCAGAGGCUAACUGUGGACUGGAGAAUGGCGACAAACUCGGGCAUAUAGAAGUGCAUCUCAAAUUCCGGCCCGGCAUCAGCGACCAUCACAAGAAGCUUGCCUCUAAAGACAGGAAUCUAGAGGACGUUAUGGAAGUCCUUUGCAUCGCAAACGACAACAAAAUCAAGGUUUCUUUAGAGGAAGCCGCCUUCGACAAUGAUAACAUCUCAAACCAUGAAGAUGGCCAUCAACAUGAUCAGCCACAGACGGCUAGCAAGGAGCAUGAAGGCAAGCUACAUCGAACAACUCGUAAAGUUAUGCAGUGGAAGGUCGGUCUAUCUUCCAAUCUUCAAGUAAUUGCCGGAGCUAAUAUUUAUCAGAGUGCUCACACAGCGCAGUGA